Molecule: messenger RNA, 1122 nt
Organism: Serpula lacrymans var. lacrymans S7.9
Lineage: Eukaryota; Fungi; Basidiomycota; Agaricomycetes; Boletales; Serpulaceae
Exons: 8
Coding region: 1-1122 (373 amino acids)
Source: RefSeq, a predicted model, not a curated record
AUGAUGGUGCGGCGAACACGGGAAGCAGAUGCCGACUUACCGGAGAAUCCUGAUCAUCCAUCUCUACUACCUUCUUUCGAGUCUGCACUAACUGCAGUGUCUCGAAAACGCCCACGUCUUUCAGACCCCUUGGUAGGCCAUGGUCGCCAUUUCUGUCGUACUGUCCACCCAUUUUGUAACAUCAACUCUCUCCUGAUCAAUGGACUGCUUCGGAUGAGUGAUGAAUCAGACGAUCAGCACCUUACUGGAAAUGAACUACGUGAACAGAAGAUCUUUUUGAGUCUUCUUUGUAUGGUGCCUGGGCUCAAGGAUCGGUUGACCGAUAAGGAUUCGUCUGAGGAGGAAAUUGAGAUCAUUAGCCAGCUGAUACAAAAAGGUGUUUCUGGUGCCCGAUCUGACGACACCAAGAGCAUCAAAGGUGCCAUAGUCGAAUGGAUAACACCUCAAGGCCAGCAGCUUAGCCCACAGCUCCAUCGGAAUAUCAAGUCCAACCGAGGCUUCAAUCAUCAUCGUACCGGGCAACUACUAUGUCCAACUGGACUUGAUUGGGAAGAUGAAGAGACUCGAGCUAAACUACGAAAUGGUGAUAUACACAUUGCUGGUGACCACUGGCCCAUAUUUUUGUAUGCCGACUGCAUUUACAAUGCAGAAGACCCAUGGAUGGGCCUGUUUAAAAACAAUGUUUUGAUCUCGGCUUACAAGUACGUCUUCACAUCCCCGUCAUCUGUUGACACAAACGCCGAGUCACGAGCAACUCACUCGGGUAAUGCUCGUUUACAUGGCAUGUUACAUGUUACACCAGCGUCAGUUGCAUAUAUUGCAACACAAGUCCGUUUUGCACUAUCUUCACAGGCAAUAUUCUCCCGCACAGAUAUCACUUCCGAUUCUGAGGGAUUUUUCAAUAGUGUCAUGGACUUAUUCGAGGAUCCCGAUGAAAUCGAAGAUGUCAACAGUCUCUUAGCGUGGUGGGACUCGAAAAUUUUUCCUGCCUCAGCCACCCCUACGAGAAUCCCAGCAAAGAACGGCGCAUUGGCGAAGAUCCGACAAAGACGAGCGGCUCUCAAACACCAAAUGUCCCCUUCAAGCUCUCGUUCUGAGGGGCAAGCUAAUGCGGACAACUAG